GUUCGUUUCAUCUUCUCUCCUGAUCCUGAGCUUUCCGCUGGGAAGGGAGCUGUGACUGGUAUCGACUACAGGAAAGAUUUUACCUUGUACAAGAUGUUUAUCAUCCAGAAACUCAACACUCCAUAUGGGAAAGUGCUAUUCGACCUCUACAAUCAAAUUAUCUUCGGGUCGGCUAUGGUGAAUACGAUCGCGAAUGAUCCAGGAGAUGGGGACGAAAGCAGUGGCAUUGAGGAUGCAACCAAUCAAUUCCACACACUCUCCCUUGCCCCUGCUGAACUUGCUACUCACGGAAAUAUCGAACAAGUCGCCCUCGACACUCUUCCCACCAGUUCUAAUGCCGAAAAAAGAAUCAUCAGCGCCGGACCAUCGCAGGAGCACAGCCCUAGCAAUCCGGCGUCUGUCGCACAGGAACAGCCACUUUCAACAACACGUCAUGCAGCUCCAUCUACAUUGGUCACGCCAGAAGCCAGGGUUGUAGAGAAGUCAAAAAAAGGGAAGGCGAGUGAGAAGGGAACUGUUCAGGACACAGCGGCGGAGGUUGUUGAGGCUGUACCAGGUACUCGCAAGCCUCGCAAACCACGCGCGCGCAAAACUUAG
Molecule: messenger RNA, 597 nt
Organism: Laccaria bicolor S238N-H82
Lineage: Eukaryota; Fungi; Basidiomycota; Agaricomycetes; Agaricales; Hydnangiaceae
Exons: 1
Source: RefSeq, a predicted model, not a curated record